CCAACCUCGAAAAAGAAUAACAUCCGGUUUGGGGCGUUUGAGUCAUGUUAGUUAAUGGCGGCCGCGUACAGCGUUGUCUGUCAACAUCUUCACGGUUUUAAUUGUUGGGUCAUGUGCCGCCGUGGUGUUUGGAAAGUCACGGUUUAAGCCAGCCGACCGAAAACGACGCAAACGGUGAGAAUGGAGGACGAAGACGGAGAGAAAGACAGCGGAUGUGAAGUCGCCGAGCUCCGUCUUCAAGUGGAGUCGUUAAAAGAAGAGCUGAAGGAGUGCAAAACAGAGCUGGCCAAGUUGCAAAAGCAACUGAGUCAUUCCGAGAGACUGCAGAGGAGCACGGACAGCUACAACGAGGAUUUGCGGAAACAGGUGAAUCAACUGAGUGCAGAGAUUCACGAGUGGAAGAAAAAAAAUAAAGACAAAGUUAAUGUUGAAACUCAGACAGAAGAAUAUGUUUGGUCUGAAACAGACUACUAUAACUACUACUACGGUGAAUACUAUCAGAACACCAAGGCUGCCAACUCCCAGGACGGUCAGGGGGCCGAUAUGGUUGUGGACGCACCUGUUGGAGAGGACACAAAAGAAGGUCCAACAGUGGAGCAGGCAGGCACAACACAAGGCACAGCUUCAGAUGUGUCUGUUCAACCUGAUAGUACCGUAGUAGCAACUGCAGAGGAGGGUGAUGCAUCGUCCAUUGCAGACAUGUUGAGAGCCACCGCUGAGGAAGCCAUGACACAAACUGGCUUUGUAUUUGAUGAGACUACUGGCAUGUACUAUGACCACAGCACUGGCUUCUAUUACGACUCGGUCAGCCAGCUGUACUACGAUAACAACACAGGCAUUUACUACUAUUACGACGCAGAAAGUGGACGCUACCAGUUUCAUUCCAAAGUUGAGGUUUCUGCUGUGCAGAGUGGCGAUAAAGACGAUUACACGACUGAAAAGAAAGGCAGAUGGUUCAAGAGGGGUGCAAAGAAAUCCUCGCAUCACCGUGAUCAGGAGUACGCAUUUGAUGACGUGAAAUCGGAAGAAGAAGAACAGCAAUCGAGGCGCACUUCAGAAUCCCGAAAAACGAGACGACGAUCUCGUAGUCCUGAGUCACGAGGAAAAGACUAUAAAAGGCGAGGGGAGAGGGACAAGUCUUCCUCCAAGAGAAAAAAACAUAAAAGCGGUUCAAACCAUGACGAGAAGCGAAGAUCAAAGAAAAAAAAGAAGCGGUCCAAGUCAUCGUCACGCAAGAAGUCGCGUAGCUCGCCCGCUCGGAGUGAUGACUUGGAGGGUAACAGCGAGGCUGAGGAGGGGGAGCUCACAGAGUCCGAGAAGGAACAAUGGGAGUCUCCCCCCUCUGUUUCUCCGUCUCCUAGCUCGCCUCGCAACCACAGCCCAGAGUCUGAGAUGGAGAGUCAGUGUCGGGCAGCGCUAUGGCCGCCGUGUGUUAGAGUCACCGUGGUCCGCUCUCCGGUGCUGCAGGUUGGCACCUUGUUUAUCAUCACUGCUGACUCAACAGCCACCAUAGGCAGAGAGAAAGAAAUGGACCAUGCCAUCCGGAUACCAGAUAUUGGAGUAAGCAAGUUCCAUGCUGAGGUGUAUUUUGACCAGCAGCAGCAGAGCUACAUGCUAGUGGAUCAGGGAAGUCAAAAUGGAACGGUUAUCAACGGAAACAGAAUCUUACAGCCCAAAACCAAGUGUGAGCCGCAGCCUCUGGCGCAUGGCGACGAGGUCAAGAUGGGAGACACAGUGCUGUCCUUCCAUAUACACACAGGGACCGACACCUGUGAUGGCUGUGAGCCGGGCCAGAUUAUGGCUCACCUCAGCAAGCACAAGAAAGAGGAGAUACCAGGGCCUCCGCUACCCAAAGAGGAUAAAGAAGUGCUGAGACAGAAGGAGCUGAAAUCUAUGAAGGCCAAAUAUGGCCUCCAGAGUAAUGAGUUUGAAGAGGGCAAAGCCCUGAGAAACCCAAAGUACAAGGACCGAGCAGAGUCUCGACGUCAGACAGUGGGCAGCGAGGGGCUUUUCCAACAAGAUGAUGCUCCUGCUUCUGUUCAUGUGGAGAUCAGCGAAGUCAAUAAAGGAAGAAAGAUGCUAGAAAAGAUGGGCUGGAAGAAAGGAGAAGGAUUGGGUAAAUCGGGAACUGGAAUGAAAGACCCGAUUCAACUAAAAAUUCGGAAGGCCCAGUCAGGACUGGGAGCGUGUGGCGCAAUGUCCCUGGAUGACGCCUCACUGACCAGAACACAAUCCCAGAAGAACUGGGAGAAAGCUCGUGAGAGAUUUGCGGACUCGUUCCAGGCGGAUUCGCCGUCGUCCAAAACGCAGUGCGCGUCCCCUAAAGCGUGGGUCAAAGCAGAGCCGGAGGUUGCGGACCCUCUUGUUAGCGUUGAUCCUGAGACCCAAAGUUAAUCAUUGCGGGUAGAUAUGAAAUCCAUGAAUGCCUGCUAAAAUUGCCAUCAUGCACACAAUGCCAAGACAGCGCUCUGUGAAGAGAACUCAGUGUGAGGGUUCAACUGGCAACUGGUAGCCAUGGAUCACUCUAAACAAAUAUUGACACACUAUGGUUCUAUUUCUCACAGCGAGGUCAUAUUAUGAGGAGACAACUGUGGACAUGCAUAGAUGUGCAGCGCAACGUUAAAGAAAAUGUCAACAUAAUUCCAACUUUAUCCGGACCGUGACAAUGUAUGUUAAUACCAAUCACAUGAAAUUUUUUUUUUUUUUUUCAUUUUGCACAUAAAACGGCAUACUUUGUCGGGUUGUUCUCAUUUCUGUUUAUGCUUUCUUGUUACUACUUGUGCUCAGACACAUUCAGGCAUAACACCCUUGGACACGCAGCCUGACAGUCAGGAGGUGUUUGCAGUCUGUCUGUUUGCAGCCUUAUCUACACUCUCAUGUUCAGGGUGUGGGAAUAGUUGCAUGUGUACACUUGAAUAGGACAGUUACACCAGAUUAAAGUAACAAAAAAAAUGUAAAGGCAGCUACUGGUUAAGUAAUGUGACUUAAACACAUUUACAAAGAACUGCUCAUGCAGAAUGUAGAGAGUACAGGUUAAACCAAUGACAGGGGUAAAUUAGGUGACUGAUUGCACUCACGUGACGCUGUUUGUGUGACUCCUGCUGUUGGCUCGCCUGAUGCUCUUCUGACUUAUCGUGCCGCCCAUGAUCUUGCUUUCGUCCAACGAACAUGGACCCCGAAAUCCGGGUUUCCUGACUUCACAGUUGCGGAGCUUCUUGACCAAUACUACCAAGACUUCUCUGACACUUGACAGGUGACUUGCGCCCUCACGGUAUUUCUUCACUCCUCAAGCUGUUCCCUUCCAAAGUCUCCUCCCUCAUUUCAGCUCUAUGAGCUGCGAGUAAACAAUCAUCUUGUCAUGUUGGUGUUAAACAUGGGAGGGAUCAUAGGCGGAGUGGCAUGAUGUUCUUUGUGUGACUCACAAGGUUGAACAGGAUUUUUUCCCCCCUUGUUUCAUGAAGCUGCCUGUGACUUUGAUGAAUGUAGAUUGACUAGUUUAAGACACUUUUCAAGUUAUUCCAGACACAAAGCCUUUGUUUUAUCAAUUGGUCUUCUCAGAAUAAAUCAUUACCAUUUAAAGUGAGUCCUCCAAAGCUACACUGAUAGAAGUGUUUGAGCAUCAUCUUUUGUUGGCAGACAGAUUAUCUUGAUGCCGUAAACUGUUGUGCAACCCAUACAGUAUAACUUGACAUCUGUCAAUUGUCACCUCUCAAAGUAAGAAUAUGACACCCGAGGCAAUUUGUCAUGUCUACAGAAGGUGCAGAGAUUUUCUUUUUUGAGAGGUAAGCACUGGUAUGCUUAACUUUUGUCGUGUACGGGGUUUUUCAAAUAAAACUAGUACUGCACAGUUAUCAUAGGAAAAGGCCUUGUUUUUCUAGCUUUGAUGAUGACGGGUCGGGAAUCUUUUUGACUGACAGUCAAAAAACUGUACAGUUUGUAUGUGUGCAUGUAUAUACAGUGGGAUAAAAAAGUGUCAACCUUUUGGAAUUUUUCACAUUUCUGCAUUAAAUCACCAUCAAAUGUGAUCUUUGUCAAAAUCACACAGAUGAAAAAAAGUGCUUUAAAACCACCCAAACAUUUAUAGGUUUUCAUAUUUUAAUGGGGAUAGUAUGCAAACAAUGACAGAAGGGUGAAAAAAUAAGUUGGUGAACCAUCACAUUUAAUAUUUUGUGGGCCCCCUUUUGGCAGCAAUAACUUCAACCAGACGCUUCCUGUCGCUUCAGAUCAGUCUGGCACAUCGAUCAGGACUAAGCCCAUUCUUCUCUACCAAACUGCUGUAGAUCAGUUAGAUUCCUGUGUUUUCUGGCAUGAAUCGCUGUCUUUAGGUCAUGCUACAGCAUCUCAAUGGGGUUCAAGUCUGGACUUUGACUUGGCCACUCUAGAACGUGUAUUUUGUUCUUCUGAAAUUGAUUUACAUCUGUGUUUUGUAACAUUGUCUUGUUGCAACAUCAUCCACUUUCUAGCUUCAACUGUCUUGACAGCCAGCCUCAGGUUUUCCAGCAAAACAUUCUGAUAAACUUUUGAAUUCAUUCUUCCAUUAAUGAUUGCAAGUUGUCCAGGCCCUGAGGUAGCAAAACAGCCCCAAAUCAUGAUGCUCCAUCCACCAUGCUUCACGUUGGGGAUGAGGUGUUGAUGUUCGUGAGCUGUUCCAUUUUUCCUCCACACAUGAUGUUGUGUGUUACUCCCAAACAAUUCAAUUCUGGUUUCAUCAGUCCACAAACUAUUUUGCCCAAAAUUUCUGUGGAGUGUCAAAGUACCUUUUUCAAAACAUUAAACUAGCAACAAUGUUGUUUUAGACAGCAGUGACUUCCUCAGUGGAGUCCUCUCAUAACGACACCAUUCUUGGCCAUAGUUUUACAUAUAAUUGAUGUGGGCAUGGGGAUAUUGGACUGUGCCAGUGAUUUCUAUAAGUUAAGCAGACAUUCUAGGGUUCGUUUUUACCUCUCUGAGUAUUCUGCGCUGAACUCUUGGCGUCAUCUUUGGUGGACGGCCACUCUUUGGGAAAGAAGCAACAGUGCCAAACUCUCCAUUUGUAGACAACUUCUCUGACUGUCAAUUGAUAAACAUCCAGACUUUUAGAGAUGAUUUUGUAUCCUUUCCCAGCUUUAUACAAAUCGACAAUCCUUAAUCGCAGGUCUUCAGACGGCUCUUUUGACCGAGCCGUGAUGCACAUCAGACAAUGCUUUUCAUCAAGACAAUUCUUGCCACAUGUGUGUUUUAUAGUGGGCAGGGCAGCUUUAAACCACUCAUCAGUAUUUGGGCACACACCUGAAUUGAAAUGUUUGGUAAAAAUUGGUUUCAAUUGCUCUUUAAGUUUCCUUAGGCAGAGGGUUCACUUAUUUUCCCAUCUUCUGGCAUUGUUUGCAUGCCAUCCUCAUUAAAAUAUGAAAACCUAUAAAUGUUUGGGUAGUUUUAGUAAAAGCAAGUACUGUAUUUUCAUCUGUGCGAUUUUACCAAAGAUC
Messenger RNA from Corythoichthys intestinalis (scribbled pipefish), 5462 nucleotides. It is a transcript of the gene aggf1, whose product is annotated as angiogenic factor with G patch and FHA domains 1. The record is from RefSeq and is a predicted model, not a curated record. The transcript has 16 exons. Lineage: Eukaryota; Metazoa; Chordata; Actinopteri; Syngnathiformes; Syngnathidae. The coding region runs from base 181 to 2394 and encodes 737 amino acids. Gene Ontology annotation, molecular function: nucleic acid binding; protein binding. Gene Ontology annotation, biological process: vasculogenesis.